AUGUCAGAUACCACAGAACAGGCGACCGAAUACAAGCCAUUGCCCUCACCGGGAGAGCUGGUUGAUCAGAUUUACUGGGAGCUCGGGAUUCGCAACCCCGGUCGUCCCCGACUCUGUCGUAGUCUGACGAAGACCCUCGACGACAAAGGACAGACCGUGACGACCAUCGCGCUGAACCAGAACAAACUCGCUCCUGUGAUCCUCGCCACGCCACUCAGUCAGCUCAGUCGCGCCUUCCGCCAACACGCCAUAACCGCUGUCGGUCCCGCCAGCGACGAUCCCGGUCUCCUCGUUACAGUCGACAACAUUCGCAAGCUACUGAACGUUCCGACCAAAGUCAGGCUGAGUGAUCAUCUUCUCGGGAUGCGCAAGAGUGACGGGCCGGAGAUCAGUCCUACGCUUCGCGUUCCUGGUGUGCGCUUCACGGACGAAACCUUACCAAGUGGGACUACAACUCGCAUACGUCUCACGGCAGACACGGAAGCCUUUGCGCGGGCACUCAGCAUCGGCAAAUUCAAAAAGCCAGACAGCUCUACGCCUACGGCAAAGAAAGUCUUGAUCAUACAAAGCGAGACUACUGGGGAGGGCCCCGAGGUUUUUCGGCCAUUUGAGAACGGGAGCAUCCGUUCCUACCUCAUGUCGUGGGUGGAUCCUGACAAUGGGGGGUCGGUCCACUAUGUCACAAACGCAGACGCCCCUCCGCCUGGAUCCACCCGGUCGGCCACCAUACCUUUGUUCAAGAUGAGUGGGGAGUUCUCGUUGUACACAGACGGGAAGAGAGUGAUUGAUCUGUGUCGGUUGAAUCGCGACACGGGGGCGGCCCCGGUCUCUCUGGAGAUCUUCUGCUUCCCCCCCGUUGACGACAAGGGGAAACUGGAGGACCUGACAAAAUUGACGGGUGACUUCGGGACCACAGGCUCGACCAAGCUGCCCAAAGGGAGUACCAUCACCUACAAUGUCUUUGGCGGCAAGCAUACCAAGAAAUUGGUGGAUUAUCUCAAGAAAAGGGAGGCUGUCGCUGCGAAGAACAUGAAGGCCAAUGGGGUCACCAUGCGGAUCGUCCCACCCCCUGGAUACAAGGAGCCGGAAACGGCGCCCAACGUCUCGACCGAGGGAAAUUCCACUGCGCCAUCGGCUGCUGAAACGGAGAACGGCGGGACUACGGUAUCGGACUGA
Molecule: messenger RNA, 1176 nt
Organism: Dioszegia hungarica
Lineage: Eukaryota; Fungi; Basidiomycota; Tremellomycetes; Tremellales; Bulleribasidiaceae
Exons: 2
Coding region: 1-1176 (391 amino acids)
Source: RefSeq, a predicted model, not a curated record